GAAGGGUCACUCACCAAGACAGUUGGUUAGUUGUAUUCCUGUACAUUUACUUACCAAGCCUAGUCAGAACAUAGAUUUUAUCCAUCAACAUCUGCUUCGAGUUGUGUCAACCAAUCAGGAAAAAAUGGUGACACUUUCGAAAGAAUAUGGGUAUGUUGUGUUCACGGGCUGCGCUUCCCUAGUGCUCAUGAAGUACCUCUCCAGGAAACUGUCGAAGGCGCGCGAGCAGUAUAAUGUACAGUUACCACAGAUGUACAGCGAUGACUCGGAGAUAUUCAACAGGAUGCAAGUUGAUCGUCAAAACACUGCUGAACAAAUAGCUCCAUUCCUUUUCACGUUGUCCAUCGGCGGCCUGCAGCAUCCACGCCUGGCCAGUGCUUUUGGGAUCUUCUGGAUUGCAAGCAGGGUAGUCUCUGCACGUGCGUGCUGUAGUGAGGACCCUGCUCAGCGCCAGCGAGGGAGGCUGGGGGAUUUCGCCCUCCUGGGCCUGUUCUUCUGCACGCUGGACUCGGGGAAGGUGAUUCUGGGCUGGAGUCGACCCUGCUUUCCGCGACGCCUCCCCGUAAAAACACAACUCUGAUGAGGGUCAACAGUUUACAUCUCAGUCAUGCAGCGUUGUUGGUGGUGUUAAGUACAUUAUUUGGCGUCAAGUGAAGUAUGUGUUUUAUUGUGAUUUUUUUCCAUUUGGAGUAAUAAAGUGCCUAUACUUAACUUAACAUGAUUGG
This is a messenger RNA of Engraulis encrasicolus (European anchovy), 725 nucleotides long. RefSeq names its product glutathione S-transferase 3, mitochondrial-like. The transcript is spliced from 5 exons. Gene Ontology annotation, molecular function: glutathione transferase activity; glutathione peroxidase activity. Gene Ontology annotation, cellular component: membrane; nuclear envelope; endoplasmic reticulum. Lineage: Eukaryota; Metazoa; Chordata; Actinopteri; Clupeiformes; Engraulidae. The record is from RefSeq and is a predicted model, not a curated record. Bases 125 to 580 code for a protein of 151 amino acids.